UUGGCACACAUGCAACUUCAAUAUUGAGGAAGUCGAAAGCGAUACACCAUCACUAGCAGUUCUGACAUCUUAAGAGCCUGACAUUUCGAGCUCUUAGGUAUCAACAUCCGCCAUCAUGGUCAAGAAGCGAGCGUCCAACGGACGUAACAAGAAGGGCCGCGGCCACGUCAAGCCGAUCCGAUGCUCCAACUGCGCCCGAUGCACACCCAAAGAUAAGGCCAUCAAGAGAUUCACGAUCCGAAACAUGGUCGAAUCCGCCGCCAUUCGGGAUAUCUCCGAUGCCUCCGUCUUCCCCGAAUACACCGUCCCCAAGAUGUACCUGAAGCUUCAGUACUGCGUCUCCUGCGCCAUCCACGGCAAGAUCGUCCGGUAUGUUCGCACUGAAAUCCGCCGACAAGGCACGAUUCCACCCAGGAACGUUAAACUAAUGAAUUGGCUCCAGUGUCCGCUCCCGGGAAGGUCGCCGCAACCGUGCUCCCCCGCCACGAGUCCGAUACAACAAGGACGGAAAGAAGGUCACCCCGACGCAGGCUGCAAAGGCUGCCGGUGGUGUCCCGGGUGCUGUCGGUGCGUAAAUGAGGGUGGAGAGGGAAUGACGGAUCAUUCAUCAUUGAGGCGUUGGGUCUCCCAUGUCUGUGUGGGGUUUACAAAAUCUGAUAUUGCACGGCAUGGUUCCUUCAAAAAUGAAUGAGGGAUGGACAUUGCAUGGUUAGCACUGAAUAUGUAAAUUCAUCGCAACUGGCUCAUGCUUGAUGAACCUAUCCAUGUGUGAGUGAUUAUUGGGAUGUGUUGGAGACGCAUUUUGUGAAGCCCAUACCGGAAUCCCGUCUCCCCAUGCACGAAUAAC
Eremomyces bilateralis CBS 781.70 is the source of this 847-nucleotide messenger RNA. RefSeq lists its product as uncharacterized. The record is from RefSeq and is a predicted model, not a curated record. The transcript is spliced from 4 exons. Gene Ontology annotation, molecular function: mRNA binding; structural constituent of ribosome. Gene Ontology annotation, cellular component: cytosolic small ribosomal subunit; ribosome. The coding region runs from base 116 to 691 and encodes 191 amino acids. Gene Ontology annotation, biological process: translation. Lineage: Eukaryota; Fungi; Ascomycota; Dothideomycetes; Eremomycetales; Eremomycetaceae.